Messenger RNA from Chaetomium strumarium, 2385 nucleotides. RefSeq lists its product as uncharacterized. The record is from RefSeq and is a predicted model, not a curated record. Gene Ontology annotation, cellular component: cytosol. Bases 140 to 2068 code for a protein of 642 amino acids. Gene Ontology annotation, molecular function: acetyl-CoA synthetase activity; AMP binding. The transcript is spliced from 6 exons. Lineage: Eukaryota; Fungi; Ascomycota; Sordariomycetes; Sordariales; Chaetomiaceae.
GUGGCCGAGGCUCAUGAAGUCGACACAUACCGUAAGCUUGAACUCACGCGAUCCAAGUUGCCGCAAGUUGGGACAACGCGACCAUGGGAGCUAGCAAGGCUGACGCGAAAGAACCCCUCCUUCAGACCCCCCGCAGAAGAUGCUCGCAAAGCAUCCAAGCAAGCCUCAUCUGAGUGGUCUCGAGGAAUACCAACGGCUGUACAAGGAGUCCGUCACAGAGCCGGCCAGAUUUUGGGGGAGACAGGCGCGCGAGCUGCUCACCUGGAGCAAGGACUUCCAGACGGUGCAGAGCGGUUCUCUGAAGGGAGGCGACGUAGCCUGGUUCCUCGAGGGCGAGCUCAACGCGUCGUACAACUGCGUCGACCGCCAUGCCAUCAAGGACCCCAACCGCGUCGCGAUCAUCUACGAGGCCGAUGAGCCUACGGACGGCCGGAACGUGACCUAUGGCGAGCUGCUGCGCGAGGUCUCGAAGGUGGCCUACGUACUCAAGGACAUGGGCGUGCGCAAGGGGGACACGGUGGCCAUCUACCUGCCCAUGAUCCCCGAGGCUCUCGUCGCCCUCCUCGCAUGCGCCCGGAUCGGUGCCAUCCACUCCGUCGUCUUCGCCGGCUUCUCGGCCGACUCGCUGCGUGACCGCGUCAUCGACGCCAAGUCCAAGGUCGUCAUAACAUCCGACGAGGGCAAGCGCGGCGGGAAGUUGAUCGGCACAAAGAAGAUCGUGGACGAGGCGCUGAAGAACUGCCCGGACGUCAAGAACGUGCUCGUCUUCAAGCGCACCGGCGCCGACAUCCCCAUGACGCAGGGCCGCGACAGGUGGUGGCACGAGGAAGUCGAGAAGUGGCCCGCCUACAUCGCGCCAGAGCGCAUGAGCUCCGAAGACCCGCUCUUCCUCCUCUACACGUCCGGCUCCACGGGCAAGCCCAAGGGCAUGAUGCACACCACCGGCGGCUAUCUCGUCGGCGCCGCCUGCACGGCCAAGUACGUCUUCGACCUCCACGAGGGAGACCGGUACUUCUGCGGUGGCGAUGUCGGCUGGAUCACGGGCCAUACCUACGUCGUGUAUGCGCCUCUGCUGCUCGGCGUGUCGACAGUCGUCUUCGAGGGCACCCCCGCGUACCCCAACUUCUCCCGCUACUGGGACAUCAUCGAGAAGCACAAGGUCACACAAUUCUAUGUCGCGCCGACCGCCCUGCGGUUGCUCAAGCGGGCUGGCGACCAGUUCGUGCGCAACGAGAUGAAGCACCUCAGAGUCCUCGGGUCCGUCGGUGAGCCCAUCGCCGCCGAGGUCUGGAAGUGGUAUUUUGAGGUGGUCGGCAAGGAGGAGGCCCAGAUCGUCGACACAUACUGGCAAACCGAGACUGGUUCCCACGUCAUCACUCCUCUUGCUGGCGUGACGCCCACCAAGCCCGGCUCUGCUUCCCUUCCGUUCUUCGGCAUCGAGCCCGCCAUCAUCGACCCCGUCUCCGGCGACGAGAUUCCCGGCAACGAUGUCGAGGGUGUCCUGGCCUUCAAGCAGCCGUGGCCAAGCAUGGCCCGGACCGUCUGGGGCGCCCACAAGCGGUACAUGGACACCUACCUCAACGUCUACAAGGGAUACUAUUUCACCGGUGACGGUGCCGGCCGGGAUCACGAGGGCUUCUACUGGAUCCGCGGCCGUGUCGACGAUGUCGUGAAUGUCAGCGGCCACCGUCUGUCGACCGCCGAGAUCGAGGCGGCGCUUAUCGAGCACCACGCCAUCGCCGAGGCGGCCGUCGUGGGCGUGGCGGACGAGCUCACGGGCCAGGCCGUCAAUGCCUUCGUCGCUCUCAAGGACACCAACGAGUCGUCGGAUGCGCUCCGGAAGGAGUUCAUCCUGCAGGUCCGCAAGAGCAUUGGGCCCUUCGCGGCGCCCAAGGCCGUGUACAUCGUGCCCGACCUUCCCAAGACUCGCAGCGGCAAGAUCAUGAGGCGCAUCCUCCGGAAGAUCUUGGCCGGCGAGGAGGACCAGCUCGGCGACAUCACCACGCUUUCGGAUCCCUCUGUCGUCGAGAAGAUCAUUGCCGUUGUCCACGAAGCCAAGAAGAAAUGAAGGCCGAAUACACCUUUUUUCUUCUUCCUUUUUGCUGAUUGGGUUUGAAGGGUGUACUAUCAGGGUUAUACCACCGUGUCUCUGUUAUGACUGGACAUGAGAUCUCGCCAGGGCUCGGUUGUCUCGGGAAGACGGGCAAGCCGAUGAGCCUAUCAGCGCUGCUCUGCUUGGAAUAAGUAGUAGUGCUGGAUACCUACCUUAGGUACCUGAGUUUACUCUUACUAGUACUUUUUACAGGUUUUUAUUGUAGACUCCCGUCAACUGAGUUGAUGUUGAUGUGAAAUUCUACCGCAGCUGUCUACGGGUAGUAUUACAUC